This is a messenger RNA of Salvia miltiorrhiza (redroot sage), 657 nucleotides long. RefSeq names its product 60S ribosomal protein L44. Gene Ontology annotation, molecular function: structural constituent of ribosome. Gene Ontology annotation, biological process: translation. Gene Ontology annotation, cellular component: cytosolic large ribosomal subunit; ribosome. NCBI's taxonomy places the organism in Eukaryota, Viridiplantae, Streptophyta, Magnoliopsida, Lamiales, Lamiaceae. The record is from RefSeq and is a predicted model, not a curated record. The coding region runs from base 108 to 521 and encodes 137 amino acids. The transcript has 3 exons.
CCGGCCCAUCAUAAUUCAUAAGCCCCAUUUUAAAUAACUCUAAACCCUAAUUGAGACGAACUCUGCUGCAAAUCGCAUUUUUACAGAGACCUUCCUAGCCGUAAGCCAUGGUGAACGUUCCCAAGACAAAAAAAACUUACUGCAAAUCAAAGGAGUGCAAAAAGCACACCUUGCAUAAGGUCACACAGUACAAGAAGGGGAAGGAUAGUUUAGCUGCUCAAGGAAAGAGACGUUAUGAUCGCAAGCAGUCAGGUUAUGGUGGCCAGACCAAGCCUGUCUUCCACAAGAAGGCCAAAACAACCAAGAAGAUUGUGUUGAGGCUGCAAUGCCAGGGCUGCAAGCAUGUCUCCCAACACCCAAUCAAGGUAUGCUCUUCAUUACUGCACAUCUGUUUCGAUCUCUCUAUCUCUAUAUAUGUUCUUUUUGUGUUUAUGAGGCUGCAAUCACCAUCUUCUUUGCAGAGAUGCAAGCAUUUUGAAAUCGGUGGCGACAAAAAGGGCAAAGGAACUUCCCUCUUCUAAUUUGCUUUCUUAUGUGGGAAUACUGCAGCGACAUUUUUUUGUGUUGGCUAUAUGUUUUGUGAAAUACUAUUAGACAUCUUGUAACUCAAUCUUGUGUUACUGACAUUGAACCAGUUUAUGAAAUUUAUUCCAUAAA